CAACGGUGUGAUGUGUUCUAUUCUCAAAAUAACAUAUAUUGCAAAAUGAAUCUGGACGAUAAUAAAUAUAAUGCAUACAAUAAUCAAGCCUAUGAUGGAAUGGAAGAUAUUCCUUUACCCGUAUAUACAGAAACUUACGUUCAACAAGGGUCUAAGGAAGUUUUUGAUACAGGAUUUGACUCGUCUAGUAGUCACAUCCAAAUAAAUACGACGGAAUCCGUUACUUUGAGCAAGGUAAUUUCAUCUCAACCUCCAAGAAAUGGACCUGAUGAUGAUCCCAAACGUGGUAUAAGGAGGCCUAUACCAAUAUCUGUCAUUGACAGAGAAAACUUUUCUACUAGUUUCCACUCACCUAUUAAUGGCAUGGAUUUCUUACGAAAUGCUGAUCAACUUAUAAUUCAACAAAAUUGUGAUCUUACUGAUUUGAUGGCCGAUACAGAAAAUAGAUACACAGUCAAAAUUCCAGCAAGAGAAAAUGCCGAAGCCAUUUAUUAUGCUACAGAAAGUUCUAAAUCUUGUCAGAGAAUGUGUUUUGGAUCCGGCAGAGGUUUUAAUAUGAGGCUUUAUGAUAAAACUGAUCAAGAAGCUAUGUCGUUUAAAAGACGCUUAGCUUGUGGCUAUUUCACUUUUUGUUUCAAGUUACAGAAAAUGGAAGUUUGGAGUCCACCUGGAGAAUUGGUGGGAACAAUUUGCCAAAAAUGGAAAUUAUGUAAAAUAUCUUUCGAAGUGCUCAACAGGCACGAGCAAGUGCUCUAUAUUAUUGAAGGACCAACAUCGUUUGCAUGUUUUCACAAAGCUGAAAUGUUUCAGAUAUACACGUCUGAUGGUGCAUCCCAAAUCGGUACCAUUGUACAUCAAUGGGAUCCUGUAUCUGUUAGAUAUCAAUUACUUUUACAAAUGCCCAGUUCAAUAACCGACAAUCGACAUAAAUCUUUGUUACUUGGAGCAGCUUUUCUAGUGGAAUACAUGUUUUUCGAGAGCUCUCGCAAAAAACUUAGCCUAGGAUGCGUCUGUUGAAAUUGCCUUUAUUUUAUAUGUACCUAUUACCUCUUUAUAAUAUAUUAAUAAUUGUAAUCAAAAUGACUGAGAAACGUCAUUUUCAUGCUGAUAUUUAAAAUAAAAGAAUAUAAUUUCAAUUAAUCAGUAUUAUGGUAUUAUGCAGUUAUUGUUCUAAAAAUUUGGAUUCUAUAAAAAGGAAAGAGAAGAAUCAAAUAUUUAUAUAUUUUUUAUUUUGCAUGUAAGACCACAGCUACAAAUAAUCAGUUUUCUGAAACUGGAAAAUUUAAAAUAAUUUAAUAAUUAUAAACAACAAAAAAAAAUAUACACAAUAUAUAAAAUAUUUAUAUCUAUAAACUUACAAUUGCCGCUAAUUUACAAAUAACUAAAAAUUCAACAAAACCCACAAAAAAAAAAACAAGUAGUAGAUAAGCGUUUUGUUCAUUUCAAAGACAGUUGUAAUUAAAAUGGUUAUUUUCUUAUUUACAUUCCUAAAUGUACAGAGGUUAUUAUAAACGGACCUAGAAUAGAGGUCACCAUUAUGCAUGUAUAGUGUUUUUUGAUAGGAAAGCAUAAUAGGUAUGUGAUUCGUAAAAAAUAAAAUUAUUAAUAAAUUGGUUACACUGGUUACACAAAAAAUAUUUUAUUGAAUAAUGACUAAAAACUGAUCUUUUGCAAAUAUACCUAUUAUUAAAAAUAUUUUCUACUUACAUUAUUGCUACAAAUACUUCAAAUUAUUUGAAUAUUGCCUAAAAAAUGACAAAUGUUUAUCACUAUUAUACUGCAUUUUAUGGUUAAGUAUUUUUAUAUUUUAAAUAAUGCAAAAUAGAUAUUGAAUGUGUACCUAUGUAUGUCUAUAUUACAAUUUGUGAUACCAAAAAAUAUUCUUAUGUAUGUGUACAAAGAGUUUCAAUUGAAGCUACAUAGUUUUUAAUGUUUAUGAAUAUAAAUUUAAUGAAUUUGGAGUGGACAUUUUUUCUUUACAUUUUCUAAAAUAAUUUAAAUUUGGAAAUAUCUUGACGCUUAAGGCUAAAGUAAAAAAUACACUGAUUUAUAAAAAGUGAGGGAAGUGUUUGAAAUUAUGACAUGUAUUGAUAAUCAUUAAAACUUGAAAGCAAAUGUAUGAACAAAUCGGAAAGUUACUAUAUUGCUCUUCAAAAGAUUUGAAGAAAUCUAUUAUUGAAUGGGCUUUUGUAUAAAAAAAAAAAUAUACAGCCAGAAUAUGAGAUAUAAUAUUAAUAUUAUACAUUUUUUCUUUAAAUCUUAGCACAAUAAGAGUGGUACUGCCAGAAUUUUUUCAUAUUGGCUAUUUUGCUGACAAAAAUACAUAAUUAAGUAUGAGCAAACAUUCUAUAUUAUCAAAGGACUGCCUCUCCUCAAUGCUAUUUUAAACUCUCCUUCCCUUUUUACAAUUCAAUGUAUACACAUAUUAUUAACAUUUAUUGAACCACACGAAAAAAUAAUAGUCCACUCAAUUAUUAGAGAUACAACUCCUAAUUUUAUUAAACUGGACAGAAUUUAUUUUAGAAUGGACAGGUAGAAAGGUCUAGUUUUUAUUCUAUAUGAUCAAUGUCAAAAGACUAAUCAAUUUGGACGACUAAACCUUGGUUGUGGUUGGUGAUUUAAAACACAUCACUGAGCAAUAAUAAUUAUAUAAAUCAUAUUGGACUAGAAGAUAUUGCGUCUUAUACAAUAAAUGUAACAUGGAAUGCAUUGGUUAAUGAAUAGAGAAUAAUUCCCUAUUCUCUUAAUAAUUUUAAAAACUAAUUCAGCUUAUUACUUUUCCAUGUUGAUAUUAUGGGUGGUAGAUAAAUCACAUAAUAAUUAAAUACAGGAUGUUUUAUCCAAAAAUGUGAUAUUUUGCAGUGUCAAAGUAACAAAAAUUACAAAAUGUAGUUCAAUCAGGAGGUUUUUUUAAUAGUUUUCACCAUUUUUUUGUAAGAGCUUGUCUGCACAGAUAAGCAUUGAGAAAUUUAAGAGUUUUCUAAUGACCUAUACAUUUUUUUUCAAGAGUGGGUAGAUGGUUUUCUGAUGGUUCAUUUACAAUUUAGUUUUGUUUGGAAAUUUAGCACAUCAUCAAUAAAUCUUAACUCAUCCUCUCCAAACCACAUCUUGUUACCUUCGUGGUUAUUCAAACGGCAAAAUUCAAUUUUUUUGGCUCUAGCACCCUCUAUAUGGCUGAAUCAAAUUUAACAACAUUUAUUUUGCAAAAAAUAUCAGCAAAAAUAUAUCAGCUAUUGAGUUUACCCUAAUCUAAAGACACAGAUAAUUUUUAAAUACUUUAUGCCUGACUUCUAAUUUCAUAAUUUAAUGUAACAUAUUAUUCUCUUAUAAUCUAAAAAUUGGCUUAGAUUUAUAGCACACGCAAAAUUAUGUUUUGUUGAAUGCGGUCCAACAAAGCUAGCCAAACUACACAAGACUUAACAGUUGGCAUAUUAUAAAAUUGUUUGUUACUAAAAAAAUAACGUGUAGCUUGGUGAUUUUGAUAGUGCUCCUGUGCGAACUAACAAUAUCACAGAAAUAAAUGCUUAAAAACAAGAAAACCUAGUGACGCAACAAACACAACUUGGUCAGUGCUUACAAGUGUUUGUUCUAAAAAUAUAAUGCUACAAUAAAAAACAAGAACAAUCUACCACACUCUUUAGCAACACUUAUUUUAUUUCACUGGUCAAUUGUGCUGUUACAGAAGCAGAGGUAGAUAUGUAUGUGGCUGAACAUAUACAACAAAAAUUAUUGCAGAGCUUGUUGGCUUCUUUUUUCUGUAUCACUCGAGGGAUAAAAACUUUUGGAUUUUUUCGAUAAAAGUUGCAGUUGUUUAUUGAUAAUAAAAUACCCUAAUAGCACAAAGAGGUCACAAAGGCGAAUGUCAAAAAAUCAAGGAAUUUACAACGGACGCUUGCUUUUGAAAAUGUUCAUGAGGUAACUUCCACCACACCUGCUGAGCAUCUUGUCUUGAUUUGAUUUUAGUAAAUUGAUAUUAUUGUUAAGGUAAUUUUAAUGCAAGCAGUACAAUUAAUUUUUUUUCUUCAACUCUCUAUGAAUGAGAAAACUUAACAAUAACCAAUUUAAGUGCAAAGUAUGCGCGACAGAGAAUUUCCAUCAAAUUGGCGUAAAACUAUAGGAGGUACGUUUUAUUUUAAAUUAUAUGAAUAACAACUAUGUAGAUUCCUUUUAUAUGAGAACAUAAUAAUAAGAAAAAAAUUGGAUGGUCAUUUUCAGAAGGUAAAAGGUCACUUGAUAUUUUCCUUUGUGCCAUACAUAAAUAUUGGUUUAGAAAAUGUUCAACUAAAAGUUGCAGUGUGCGUGCAUUUACCUCAAAAAUAGUUCCGCGAUCUCUAAUAAAUAGAAAUUAUCUACAUAACUACCUACAUUGAGUACAGUUAUUAAAUGAGCAACAUUUUUAGGGUAACAUAUUCAAAAAAUUUUGUAGUAACUGAAAGUUCUGAAGUUAAACAGACAUCAGAAACACAUACCUAGAUUGGACCUUUUGUGCAACUAAGGUAAGUCAUUGUCUUUAAAUAUUGCUAUUGCAAGUUAUUAAAUUUUGCCUAGGUACAAUUUACCUAUGAUCCUCAAUUAUCUUAUUAUAAACUCUCAUCAUAAUUGAUGUUUACCCCUCAAUUAAAUAAUAAUUAAAAUAUUACCUAUGGAAUAAAUAGCGUGCAACACAAACAGUGUAUAAAGUGCAUAUUUGGAACUAUAAAAUGGCAAGGACGAUUACAUUUUAUGCCAUGCCAUGGACGGCACACGUACAAAUAUAAAUGUGCCAGGUUAAUCCAGGGGCUAAUGGAAGCAAUUAGGGUGGAUCUAAUGGAUGGUUAUAUAAUGAGUCUAUAUAAUAAAAUGGUUUCUCUAAAAUUUGGCUUAUACCAAUAAUCGAUUUUUUUAUUUUCUGAAAACUGCGAUUCUUGUGCCCCAACUGAAGCCAAAUAUACCUAUGUUUUUCAGAGUUAAUGUUGCUUUACUUUGCCUUUGAGCUCACUCGAGUUCCAACGUUGUUUAAUCCGCUAUUCCUUGACUUUGAUCUUUGCAGAGUGCCAUCUAACAAAAUAGAUAAAAACAGUGUAUUUUGAUAUGCUUUCCGAAAUAUAAAAGUACCUACCUUUAUAAAGCAAGUUGGCUGCUUUAUCCAAUCUCAUUGCCCUGCCUCUACGGUCGAGAGUUAAUUUGUCAGCUCUGACAAACAUUCCGUGUUUUGGUUUGCAAGUAAAAUAACGAACUUCAUUGAUGCUCCCAUCAUUUUUACCUAGAACGAGAAAUUAGAGUGACGGAAAUAAUUUCACAGCUUGAGUGAGUAAAUUAAUUAAUUAAAUUAAUAACAAUGAAUAUUAAAACAUUUAAGAAAAUUAUUGAUGAAAAGCUACGAACGUGAGUAUUAUUUUUGUUUGUUUUCUCCACUUCGAUCUUAAAAAAAUAUGUGUCACCUAAUUUAAUGCCUCGAGUAUCAAGUAUGUUCAACUUUUGAAUGAACUAAAUUAAAAUUCACCUUUAGGUGCAUCUAGCUCUACUCCAAUCCAAAUUCCCGAUGCGAAAUCGGUUUCGCCAAUAUAAGCAACCACCCCAGAUGAAUUGGAAGGCCUGAUAAGAACACUUUCACCCAACACGACCCAUUCAGGGACUGGAAAAUCUGAAAUUUUGGAUAGGUCAUGUCUUGACCCAUAGCUACUAUGCCGAUCAUCUAAAAAAUUGUUAUUGAUACAGUUGACAGACAGAAAAAACAUUAGUCUUUUCUGACCUUCAAAUCUGUCCGAAGAAGUGUUCAUUAAAUCAGCUUCAUGUGAUGAUAUACUUAGACUCAUAUUAUCCAAUUUCUCCAUUGACCGAUUUCUCAAACUGGAACGUCGUUGUGAUGCCGAUAAAGAUUUCGCAAUAGAAUUUUUUGUAGAAUGUUUUUUUCUUCUCACUACCCUACCAGGUGACAAACUUAGUUUAAUUAUAUUUUCUUUUUCUUGUGUUAAGUUUGAAUCGCUGUUUGAACUCUGCACCAUAUCUUCUGAACUUUCUUCAUUUGUAGCUGUGUCUUCUGUGUCAUCUUCCGGUAACGUUAAUCUCUGGAUGAAAAAAAUUAAUUCCCUAUAUCUAGUGGAUCAUGAUAUUCACUUACCAUAACAUGCGACACAACUUUUUCAGCUCUUAAAAUGGACUGUGCUUCCACAUGAAGAGGUUUACACUCCAAAUCAGGUGUAUCGUCGACACUAAUACUUUUUAAGGACAAAGAGUCGUCACUAGAAAGAUUAGUGAUUGAUACAGCUUGGGAACCGUAUCCGCUAGAACUAGCGGAUGGAGUGCUGGUUUUGGGCGCUAAUUCGGUGAGAGAAUCUAAGGUACGGGAUGUAGGUAAAAGGGCCCGUUUUGUACUCUUUCCACCCC
Molecule: messenger RNA, 6366 nt
Organism: Ceutorhynchus assimilis (cabbage seed weevil)
Lineage: Eukaryota; Metazoa; Arthropoda; Insecta; Coleoptera; Curculionidae
Source: the annotation of a GenBank genome assembly